Camellia sinensis is the source of this 2386-nucleotide messenger RNA. Its product is annotated as U-box domain-containing protein 11. The record is from RefSeq and is a predicted model, not a curated record. Gene Ontology annotation, molecular function: ubiquitin-protein transferase activity; protein binding. Gene Ontology annotation, biological process: cell surface receptor signaling pathway; protein ubiquitination. Lineage: Eukaryota; Viridiplantae; Streptophyta; Magnoliopsida; Ericales; Theaceae.
CGUGAACCCAUUUGUCUGCAUACUAUAACUAAUCCUAUUCCUAUUCCUAUUCCCAUCACACCAAGAAAGAAAACAACCACCACCACUCCCACCACCACUCAUGGCCGGCGGAGACGCCACCGUCGCCGGAGACCCUACUCAGGCGGCUCUCCGCCUUGUUCGCGACGUGCUACGGUUGUCUGCUGCCGGGUUUGGAGGUGCCUUCAAGAGGGACUGUACAGAUCUGGCUCGGAGGGUCUCUCUUUUGGCUCAUUUGCUUGAAGAAAUUAGGGACUUCAAGACCGAUUUGAGGCCUUUGGAUGUUCCAGCUGCUUCGUCUUCAUCAAAUUCGAGUUUCUUGUCUGAUCUCACUACGGCAAUUCAGGCUGCCAAGCGACUCAUCUCCUCUGCUUCCAACUUCGAUUCCAAGAUCUAUUCUGAUUUGGCUUCCAAGAAAAUUUCCUUUCAGUUUCAAUGUGUGACGUGGAAAUUAGAAAAAGCAUUGGGAAACUUAGCAUAUGACCAGUUUGACAUCUCAGAGGAAGUUCAGGAACAGGUUCAAUUGGUGAGAGCACAGUUGAGAAGAGCCACUGAAAGAUGUGGUGGGCCUCUGAGUUCAACAAUAUUAUCUCGUGCCUUAUCGCAGCCACUAGACAGAGAAAUUGAUCUGCAACCACUCGGCCGUAGGGUAAUGGGAAGUCUGCAUGUCAAAAAUAUCGGUAAUAUUGAUCAUGAAGUUAAAGUGAAGGUGCCUCCUAUUCCAAAAGGCAAUGGUUCGAAAGACCAUAGUGUGAAUCAAAUAAAUCAUGAAUCAGAAAGGCCAAAGAACUCGUCUGCAUCGUCUGAGGUUUGUCAACAUAACAGUGUUGAUGCUGGUGGGAAAUUAAACACAAACAGAAAUCACAUGGAGGAGAAUAAAAAACCUGACUCUCCUCUCAUUCCCGUUGAUUUUCAUUGCCCAAUAUCUCUAGAACUAAUGAGAGAUCCUGUUAUUGUGGCCACAGGACAGACUUAUGAGAGAUCAUACAUACAAAGAUGGAUAGAUUGUGGCAACACGACGUGCCCAAAAACACAGCAAAAACUCCAAAAUCUCACGCUUACCCCAAAUUAUGUUUUGAGGAGCCUAAUUAGCCAGUGGUGUGCUAAGCACAAUAUUGAACAACCAAUGGCAUUGACGACGGGGCGGAUAAAAAAGAGUGAUGGAUCGUUCCGUGAUGUUAGUGGGGACAUAGCAGCCAUUGAAGCACUUGUUCGCAAGCUCUCAAGCCAAUCCAUUGAGGAACGCAGGGCGGCGGUUUCCGAAAUCCGAUCACUAUCGAAAAGAAGCACGGAUAAUAGGAUACUAAUAGCAGAGGCAGGAGCUAUUCCACUGCUGGUUAGCCUAUUAAUAUCAGAUGAUUGUUUAACACAAGAAAAUUCAGUCACUUCCAUUCUUAACCUCUCUAUAUACGAAAACAACAAAGGACUCAUAAUGCUUGCUAAUGCCAUCCCAUCGAUUGUACAAGUCCUUAAAGCUGGAAGCAUGGAAGCAAGAGAGAAUUCAGCAGCAACCCUUUUUAGCUUGUCGCUCGCAGAUGAAAACAAAAUCAUAAUCGGUGCAUCGGGGGCGAUACCCGCUUUGGUAGAAUUGCUCGAGAGUGGAAGUGCAAGAGGGAAGAAAGAUGCUGCAACAGCAUUGUUUAAUUUGUGUAUUUAUCAAGGAAACAAAGGCAGGGCCAUGAGAGCAGGGAUUAUCACUGCAUUACUGAAAAUGCUUACCGAUUCAAGUGAUUGUAUGGUGGACGAAGCUCUGACUAUACUAUCGGUUCUUGCUAGCCACCCAGAGGCUAAGAUUGCCAUUGCAAAAGCUAGCACCAUACAGGUCUUGAUUGAUCUUUUGAGGACAGGUUUGCCUCGUAAUAAAGAGAAUGCAGCUGCUAUUUUACUUUCCUUAUGCAAGAGAGUCACUCAGAAUCUUGCUUGUGUAAGUAGGCUUGGUGCUGUAAUUCCUCUGACCGAGCUUUCCAAGAGUGGCACUGAAAGAGCCAAGCGAAAGGCUACUUCAUUGUUGGAGCAUCUUCAAAAGUUGCAACAGCUCUAACAGGUACUAGUUGUUUCUAUGGCUUUUUCUCUUUUCUUUUUUUCUUUUCCUUUCAUUUUUCCAUUUUUUCCCCCCUCACAAUUGAUGUUAUGAUUCCUUUCUGGGUGUGAAAACUGAGUAUAUAAGCAUGAGAAUACAAGCCUAUUCUCAUAGCUGCUUGUGUGUUCUUUACAAGUGUGAUAAAAUUUCAUGCAAUCUGUUGUUUGUUUCAAAAUUCUUUACUAGACAGAAGACUGUUCUCUUCUCUUUUUUACUGCUGGGAUGAAUAUGAACACUCCCAAUUGGUUGACAUAUUUUUUAAGGAAGCGAAUUUAUCAUUUUUUUCCC